Lachnellula hyalina is the source of this 1644-nucleotide messenger RNA. RefSeq names its product putative FAD-linked oxidoreductase. Bases 1 to 1644 code for a protein of 547 amino acids. NCBI's taxonomy places the organism in Eukaryota, Fungi, Ascomycota, Leotiomycetes, Helotiales, Lachnaceae. The record is from RefSeq and is a predicted model, not a curated record. Gene Ontology annotation, molecular function: FAD binding. The transcript has 3 exons.
AUGUUUUCCCUCCCCUCUCCUUGCUCGGCCCUCAUUGCAGCAACUUACUUUCUCACAGUCUCCGCAACAACCGUCUCAUCCAACACCACAGCAGCAUGCACGGCCAUCUCUGUCUCUAGCAUAGAGACUCUGUCCCUAUCAAGCGAUGCUCUGAAUUCCGAUUAUGUCACUGCUAAAGACCACUACUGGUCCGCUGCCAACGCGGACUUGAGUCCAGCCUGCGCAGUCUUCCCUACCUCAGCGGAGGAUGUGAGCACGAUUGUCUCGGCUUUGCUGCAGUAUCCAGAUGUCACAUUUGCUGUUAAGAGCGGGGGCCAUAAUCCGAAUGUGGGUUGGUCGUCUGUAGAUGGAGGCGUGUUGAUUGUUAUGAGUAACUUGGGAAAUACGACUUUCAACCCGGGAGAUAAUACUGCGAAUAUUGGACCGGGGGCCAGAUGGAAGGAUGUGAUUGGAGCUCUUGAGCCUUAUGGUGUUGCUGUUGUUAGUGGGAGACUUGGCGAUGUGGGGGUUGCAGGUCUGACGCUUGGAGGAGGACUCAGUUUCCUCAGUGGGCAAUAUGGACUUGUUUGCGAUAACGUAGUAAACUACGAAGUAGUUCUCGCAAACGCAUCGAUCGUCAAUGCGAAUGCCACCAGCCACCCAGAUCUAUUCUUCGCUCUCAAAGGAGGUGGAAACCAAUUCGGUCAGCACUUCCUCCCCCCCUUUCAACCCACGACUAACAACCACAGGUAUCGUUACAUCUUUCACGAUGAAAACACAUCCCAUUGGUACCAACGGCCAAGUCUGGGGAGGUAUCCGCUCGUACGACGAACCUACGCUGAGCAAAUCAUCAACGCCACGCAAGCCUUCACCGAGACUUAUGUCGACCACCCCAAAGCAGCCGUCAUCGUAACAGGCGAAGUAGCAAUCGACACUCUGCUAGAGAUAUUCGUCGUGUUUUUCUUCUACGAUGGGGAAAGUGUACCUGACGGGAUCUUCGAUGCGUUUAACGCUAUCCCUACCAUCAGCGACGAUGCAAAGACGAGAACGUAUUCAGAUCUGCUCAACGGCGACGACAACACCAACCUCUACGGCCUCCGCUACCUAAUCCGCGGCGCAACACUCCCCAACCUCCCGGCCCCAACCGGUGCCACCCUCCUCCAAACCCACUACGACACCUGGAAAUCCUACGUCCUCCUCAACUCCCCCCUCCACCCCGGCUUCAUCUUCUCCCUAGCCUUCCAGCCGCUCCCCGCCAUAAUCCCCGCCGCCUCCGCCGCGGCCGGCGGCAACGCCCUCGGCAUGGACGCGCGUAAUGGCGAUUUCAUGUGGAUGGAGUACGACAUUUCGUGGCUCACAGCCUUAGGCGACGAGGACGCGCACGCGACGGCCAUCAACAUCACUGCUACGGCGAAGGAGCAGGUCGCGGACGUGUAUGGCGGGAGGGGCCUGGUGAACUCGCAUUGGGAAGAGGGCGGGGCGAGCGUGGGCGAGGGAGAUGGGAAGGGAGGGGAGAACUUGUAUUUCCUGAACGAUGCUAUGUAUGACCAGGAGACGCUGCAGAGUUACGGGGAGGGGAAUUAUGAGAAACUGACGCAGGUGCACAGGGAUGUUGAUCCGGAAGCGCUGUUUUGGGGAAGAACGGGCGGGUUUAAAUUUACUUGA